AUGGCAGCUUCAAAUCUGAAAGUGAAACUUUUGGUUGACAAGAAAGCCAAGAAAGUCCUGUUUGCAGAGGCAGGGAAGGAAGUUGUGGACUUCCUCUUUAACCUAUUGGCCUUACCUAUGGGAACAGUUGUCAAGCUUCUCACCAAGGAUAGCAUGGUUGGUUCUUUGGGCAAUCUCUACAAAAGUGUAGAGAACCUAAGUGAAUCCUACUUAGAACCAAAUCAAACCAAGCUUUCCCUCCUAGAACUCAAACUUCCUUCUGAUGUUUCACAAGUUCCUCUCCUUUUGUCCAAUCAAACUUCACCUACUCCUGAUGAAGGCAGUACUUUAUAUUUCUACCGGUGCAAGUACACUUGUAACAACAAUGUAAGCAAUAACAGUGAUACUAGAUGUCCUAACUGUCAACAUAAGAUGUCAAUACAGAUGACUUAUGUUGCUGGAGCAGGAACAGCAGAGGAGCAUAUAUGCAGAGAUAAUGGAGCAGGGUAUGUGAAGGGAUUGGUGACUUAUAUGGUGAUGGAUGGUUUGUCUGUGACACCCUUCUCUACUAUAUCUAGUAUCACUCUCUUGAACAACUUCAAUGUCAGAGAACUGGAUUCUCUUGAAGACAGGGUUGUUGAUUUGGAUAUGGAUUUGGGUUUGGCAAUUCUAAAACCUUCCUUGCAAUCAAAGAUGGUUCUUACAGAUGUCUUUCUUGGGAAGAAGCUGAAACAGUGUCCUGGCUAG
Macadamia integrifolia is the source of this 726-nucleotide messenger RNA. RefSeq lists its product as uncharacterized. The transcript has 2 exons. The record is from RefSeq and is a predicted model, not a curated record. The coding region runs from base 1 to 726 and encodes 241 amino acids. Lineage: Eukaryota; Viridiplantae; Streptophyta; Magnoliopsida; Proteales; Proteaceae.